UCCAUUUAUUGGAUAUGCUAUAUGAAUCAUUAACCAGAGUUGUGUUUGACAUGUACAUGUCAGUUCGCACAGUUUGUCAUUUCCACUAGCUUCGUUUGAGCGGCACAGGUGAGGAUCCUCUGGAGCUCAAAACAUAUCACAGAAGUGGUAUGACGGCGAUGUGGCCAUGCACCUGAAGGACAGUGUGCAGAGCUGAGGAGGAAAUAUUCAUCACCAGCUGGUGUCAGGACAUGGCUUACCUUCCCCAGUCAGUCCAUUGGCAGUUUGCAGGUCUAGUGCUUGGGUUUGUCGGAUGGAUAAUGACAGCCUCCAUUUCUGGGGUGAACGACUGGAGGAUAUGGUACGUGGACAAUCAGACGGUCAUCACCGGAGGACUGGCCUGGGUCGGAGUGUGGCGCGUCUGUUUCAACAGCCACAUUUUGGAUUCGGCUGAGAUCUGCAAAAGCAUCAGCCUUACAGAUUCAUUCACUCCACCAGAAAUAGCAGCUGCCCAGGUACUUUGCAUGGUUGCUGUUGGCGUGGGGGUGCUCGCAAUCCUAGUGGCGGGACAUGCGGUGAGAAAUGCCAUCUCUGGGGUUAACAACAGGCAUGUCAGAUUGACCUUUGUGUUGGCGUGCUCCUUGUUCUGGCUAACUGCCGUGUGUUCACUGGUCCCCGUCUUUUGGAAUAUGAAUUCUGUGCUGGCGAACCUCACUAUAGACUUCCCGCCUGAUUUCUACUUGCCUUCUGCUCCAGUGAAACAGGAAGUAGGUCCAGGGAUUGGGAUUGGGAUCGGUUCAGGUUGCCUGCUCAUUGUAAGUGGACUACUCUUAAUGUGCUACAGCUAUCCCAAAACCAAAGUGCCUAAGAGUGGAGAAACUGUACAUUUUGACAACAGUCCAAGAAAUGAAGGCUUUCUUGGUGUAAUUAAAGAGAGUAUGGAUGAGGGUGUGAUCAACCCAGCGUAUGAAUCAGAGAAGCUUUAAUAAUAAAGUGCAUCACUCCAUGAAAGGACUUUGAAAGCUCUAAACACAGUUUCUUCAAAUUUUUUACUGUUUGAGGAAAACUUAUAUGACCCCAAACCAAACCGAAUAUCUAAAUACAGUAUAUUUAGAUAAAUGUAAUGUAAUUAUAUAGUCACUGAAGUGACUGAUGAAUUGAAAUAACCGCAAGCACUUUGAACUUUGAGGCCAUUUUAUUGGUAUCAAAUUGUUAAUAUGUCUAUGACACUGGACUUUUAAAGUUGACUUAUUAUUGUUACAUAAUUUGCAGGGCACACAAUGCUAUAAGAGUAUACUCACCUGAAUGUCUGUAAUGUAUGCUUUUACCACAAUUUAGAAGCUUAGGGUCAGUAAGGUUUUUAUUUUAUUUUAUUUUUGUAAGUUUUCCAAAAUGUCACUUUUUGCUAAAUGAAGCUGCAUUUAUUUUAUGAAAAAUAUGAUCAAAACAGCAAUACGCUGCAAUAAAAGAGUUGAUACACACACACACACACACACACACACAGACACACAUAUAUAUAUACCAGUAAUUUUUUAUAAUUAAAAAUAAUAAUUCAAUUAAUCCAAUUAAUGCGUUAAAUUAUACAAAUUUUAUGGUAUAUAAAUUACCAUAUAUAUAUAUAUAUAUAUAUAUAUAUAUAUAUAUAUAUAUAUAUAUAUAUAUAUAUAUAUAUGUUUGUGCAACAGUGCAGAAGUCUUUUUGCGAUCAAUUUAUUGUGUCCUUGCCAAAAAAGUAUCAAUUUAUAUAAUAAAAAAAAAAUCUUACUGACCUCAAACUUUUAAGAGCAUGUGUGUGUAUUUGUAUAAAGAAAAUGUAUGUAAAAAAUGUACAUUUAUUAUUUUAAUUUAUAUAAUUAUUAUGUUCAAGUAAAAGUGAUCUUUGGCUCUCGUAUGAUUAAAAAUCGAGUAGUGCUAUGUUAAAUAUUUUCCUUUGUUGAUAAGACUCAGCAUUUAUCUGCCACUAAAAGCUGUUGACACAAAAUAUCUUGAAUGAUUUAAGAUAUGAUUUCGCUGACUUAGAGUGGAUCUUUGAGCGGGGACAAGGUGAUUUCAGAGGAAAUGACCCCUGCCAUGAGUGGAAUGAACUUUACUGUUAUUUCGCAGCUUGAUACUUGCCCUUAUUACUGUGUUUUUCAACACCCCCCAUGGGCUUUGAGUUUGUUACUUGCCAACAUUUAAUCUUGUUAAAAUUGAACAUUAAUUUUGACAAAUCCCGCUGGAUAUUACAUGAUUUUCUUCCAUUAUAAAACCACAUAAUCCCUCUGAUGACUCGAGAAAAGGAAAUAAUUUUUUGCCAAUUAAAGGAGCUUUUGUUUUCUGUGUUGGUUCACUAGUACAUUGAGGUCGCUUAAGGAGAUUGGAUGAUUUAUCCAUCUAAAACCCCCAAAAAUCUACACACAGAAGAGGUGUUAAGGUUCAUAAGAAUUGUGGCUGGAGAAUUUGUCUGCCAGGAUGGCCUCCCAUGGCCACUGGAGAUUUGACAUGUAUUGUUCUGAGAAAGAGGUGAAAGAAACAUCCUGACAGAGAAGAGCCAAGACCCCAUGCUGAGACGAAGGCAUUGUCUUAGACAGGGCAGCUAUAGCACAAACACAUUUCUUCUCUCAUGUGAGCGAGAGUGGGGCGUGAGGUUGGAGGAAUCAAACAAGCUUUUAUUAAUCUCAGUAUGAAACCUCCUUUACAACAGUCUGUUAGUAUACUAUACUGGCAGACAACACAAACGGCCUGUGCCUCAAAAGGAUGCAAGAGUGAUAUCAAAACAAUAGUGUUUCUUUACUGAAAACCUUUGUGCAGCAUAUGAGACGUGUGACAUUAACACUUCUCGUAUUAUCAUACAUACUGUGAUAAGAAAGUAAAGACAAAGGUGAGGGGCAAUGAACAACAUCAGAGUUCAUUGAACAGUACUAUUGCCAUAUCAGAUUUCAGCAUAAUCAUGAAAGAUAAAACUAAACUUGAAGACCUGGAGUGUUUUUGUUGUUGUUGUUGUUGUUGUUUUUGUUUUUGAAGAUUUGAAAUGUUCAUCAGUGCUUUUCUUUGUUGUAGAAUAUAAAUAAAAAAAAUUCCAUUAAUUAUUAUAUUUUUAGAAGGAACAGUUAAUUGUUUAUUUUCUCAAGUUGCUCUAAAUUGCAUAAAUCAUUUUUAUUCAUCUAUGAGGACCAAAGGCAGCAUAUUGUCCCUUUGGUUUUUAAUGUCCUUAAUUAAAGUUUAACUGCUUUAUUGAUUAUAAAGUGAUUACAGGUGAGAUAAGAACAAAACUAAAGAUUAUGAAUAUCUCUGUACAGUCAUUUAGCUUGUGGACAUCAGUUGUGUCUGUCUUAACCCUUUCUACAGCAAUCUUUACCAAUUAAACAUAUUUGGAUGAUGAUUAUAAACAACAUAUUGAGCCGUUUCCAAUUUGCAUCAUUUCGGUGCUUUUUUAUGCACAGAAUUAUAUGCAUAUUAGAUAGAUAGAGUUUUUUGAUAAUUCAAAGCACACUUUCAGUGUUGAAGGUGCUAUACUGUUAUUUAGUUUUGGUGAAUUGUGGGUGUGUACUGCAGGGUGUGUUGUGGGAUCAUUUUCUGGGUGUGCAUGUGUUCACACUGGGUGUGUUGUGUGAUCACACACAAGUUUUUUUUUUAGUUUAGUUUUUUGCCUGUGAGAAACCACUGGCAUUUUUAGACUAUCUAGUUAUUUCUUCUAAGCAUUGCACCGGCCUUGAGCUGCAGCUUGUAUCUCUACACAGAGGUCAUCUUAACCUCUGCUGUUCUGUUCUGCCCUUUUGCAUAGCAAAGCAACUAAGUAAAGGGUAUAAACUCAAAUGAGUAACACCAAUAAUUAAGGACUUGAUGGUAUAAUUUUACUUGAGGACAUUCAUUACAAGUCUGCAUACUAAACCUGCUGCACAGAAUUUUUUCAGGGAGUGUACACAUAAAUGUUUGCACAAAGCAGGUUAUCCAAGAGUUCUGUAAGAUUUCAAAGAUUAUGAUAGGCAUAUAGUGUGUUUAAAUCGUGAUAAAUUGCAAUAUGCCAUAUCUUUAAUAUGCUGCAACUGCAAGUUCUUAGAACAUAAUUCCAAGCAUGGGAUGAUUCUACAAGUUGUUUCCUAAAAUAAAUGAUUUAUUUGUUUGUUUGUUUGUUUGUUAAUUGAAAAAGGAGGAAAUUAUGUUAAAAGGGUUGACAACUUCACAAGAAACACAUAAGUCAACUACAAUCAAAUAUAAAGACACAAAGAACACAUUAUUUUGAAGAAAUAAAUGAAUAAAUAAUUAAAAUAAAGAGAAUUCAUGUGGAUUUUUCUUUCUUUCUUUCUUUCUUUUGAUACUGAUGUGUUCUGAAAAACUUUUAGU
Molecule: messenger RNA, 4301 nt
Organism: Carassius gibelio (silver crucian carp)
Lineage: Eukaryota; Metazoa; Chordata; Actinopteri; Cypriniformes; Cyprinidae
Gene: cldn34a
Product: claudin 34a
Exons: 2
Coding region: 231-965 (244 amino acids)
Biological process (GO): cell adhesion; bicellular tight junction assembly
Cellular component (GO): bicellular tight junction; plasma membrane
Molecular function (GO): structural molecule activity
Source: RefSeq, a predicted model, not a curated record